AUGUCGCGACUCGGCAAAGGUCUCAAAAGGAAGUAUGAGAGUGAGUUUUUUCUUGGUUUCUCUUUGUUUUUCUUUUAUAUGAUUAAUUAUGAUUUCUAGAAAUUGGCGCGUUGCAACAACUUCACGAAAAGUACAUGUCACUAGAUCAGAACAAAAAUGUCCAGGUAAAUCAAACAGUCUUUUUUUGAUUGAUUUUCAAAGAUAUUCAUUUCAAGGUCAUGUACAUUUGGAUUGAUGCGACUGGCGAAAAUUUGCGAGGGAAAACCAAAACUUUUGAUUUUGAACCGAGAGAAGCAUCAGGUACUUGAGAUAAAGACUUGAGACAAAUUGAUGAUGCAAUUUUUUCUUAGAACUACCUAUUUGGAACUUUGAUGGAACUUCAACUGGACAACAAGUUGGGGAAGGAUCAGAUGUCUAUAUUCGACCAAUUGCUUUAUACAGAGAUCCAUUCCGUCCAGGGCCUAAUAAAAUUGCUUUGUGUGAAACAUUGGAUCACGAUUAUAAACCACAUCGUAAGUUUUUUUGAGAACAAAAGGAUGUUCUAAAAACUUGUCAGUUUGGUUGAAAGUAACAUAAUGAUCAACGGAAAUUCCCCUAUUUUGUUCAAAACAGGGGUUUAUGUGGGAAACAAAAAUAUGUUUUGAAAAACAUAAAAACAUUGGCAAAGUUCCAAUACUUGUAAACAACUGUGUUUCACCAGUUUGUUUUUCAGUAUCUGGAAAAAAAACCAUGUAGUUCAUAGAUCAACACCGACUACCAAGAGAAAAUCUGGGAGACAGUUCAAAAUAAUAAAUACCCUCAAAUUUACAGCAACCAACACUAGACAACAAUGUUUGGAAGUGAUGAACAAAGCAAAAGAAUUUGUACCCUGGUUUGGAAUGGAACAAGAAUACACGCUUCUCGAUUUAGAUCGACAUCCUUAUGGUUGGCCUAAACACGGAUAUCCGGGACCACAAGGUCCCUAUUAUUGUGCAGUCGGAUCAGAUAAAAUAUACGGGCGAGAAAUUGUUGAGGCACAUUAUAGAGCUUGUAUGUAUGCGGGAAUUAAAAUCAGUGGCACAAAUGCGGAAAGUAUGCCUUCACAAUGGGAAUAUCAAGUUGGACCGUGUGAAGGAAUUGAAAUGGGUGAUCAAUUAUGGGUGGCUAGAUAUAUUUUGAAUAGGUUAGCUGGGUGUAAAUUUUUGAUCGUUCUUUGAAAAAGCAAGAUAAAAACGGCAACAAAAUACAAGAUGAUAGUAGGAAAAAAAAGUUGUCAACGAAUUGAAAUUUUUGAUAAUUUUUUUCUAGAGUUUGUGAAGAUUAUGGCGUGGUGAGCAGUUUGGACCCUAAGCCGAUUUUGGGAGAUUGGAAUGGUGCUGGGUGUCAUCUCAAUUUCUCAACAGAAGUUAUGCGAACUCCAAGUAUAGAUGGGGCUGGGUAUAGGUAAGAUAAUUUUUUUUUUCUAUUGGGAAAGCAAAAAAAAAACAGAGAAAAAUUAGGAACGCGCCAAAAAAAAGUAUGUUUUUUUUGAAAAUGAUUCAGACAUCUGUUUUACUCAAAAGCGCCACCCCCUAUGCACACAAAACGCGUCAGCUUUUGCCGGCCUGACGCGUUUUUUGGUCCCUGUGAUAUCUUAUAAUUUGGUUUUUUUUCUAGGGCGAUUGAGGAAGCCAUUCAAAAGUUGUCAAAAGUUCACCUUGAACAUAUUGCAUAUUAUGAUCCUCAUGGUAUGUUUUUCGCAUUGAAUUAUCUUUUUUUAUUCGAAUUGGUUUUUAGGAGGCCGUGAUAAUGAGCGUCGAUUGAUUGGUGCAAAUGAGACGGAGACAAUUGAUGCGUUUUCAUCGGGUGUAGCGAAUCGCGAGUGUAGUGUUAGAAUUCCGCGACAAGUGUAUAAUGAUCAGUACGUGAGUGCUUUUGAGUGAAUUGAAACAAAAAUAUUCCAAAUAUUUUUUAAUGAUUUUUUUGGUAAAAUAUUACGAGCUCAAGAACUCAAAAAUGGCUCAAAAAUUCAGAUGUUUCAACAUCUAGGCAAACCUAAAAUGAUAAAUUUAUAAAAAGUAGAGAAUUAGAUAAAUUUUGUUGAUGAAUGUAGAUGUUCAAGGUUUUUUUUGAAAAACAGUUCUGCAAAAAACAUUUUUCAAUGCUACGUCUACCCUUUCACAAACAUUGGUUCCAUAUUUUCUAGGAACUUUCUUUCCAAAUUUUUCUGUUCCAAGGACAGUUACAGUAACUCACAACACCUAAUUGUCAGCUGUCACAGCUGCAACUCUUGUAUUUGAAAACAUCUAAUUUCAAUUUGAUGUAUUUUAUCAGGACACUAUGAACUUGUGCACCUGAUUGCCAGAUGUUCAUUUUCUAACACAGCUGCAACUUUUUUGAUUCAAAAAAUACUUCAGAAAACUAUUAUAUCACAAUAAUAGAUUGUAGAUUUUGAGAAUGAACUUGUGCACCUGAUUGUCAGCUGGUACAGCUGCAAUUUUUGUGAUUUGAACAUUUAAAAUACUCCGAUGAAAAACGGAAAAAACCCGGAAAAUUAGGGAAAUGAAAAAAUCUUUCUGAUAUCUCUCACUUAUUUCAGGGGUAUUUCGAAGAUCGUCGUCCAUCAUCAAACUGUGAUCCAUAUACAGUAACUGCUGCUAUGGUCAAAACGUGUUGUUUGACUGGCGAGGAUAGCAGAUUGACUAUGAAAUAUGUUCCGAAAUUCUAG
Molecule: messenger RNA, 2686 nt
Organism: Caenorhabditis angaria
Lineage: Eukaryota; Metazoa; Nematoda; Chromadorea; Rhabditida; Rhabditidae
Source: the annotation of a GenBank genome assembly